Messenger RNA from Parnassius mnemosyne (clouded apollo), 1311 nucleotides. The record is from the annotation of a GenBank genome assembly. Lineage: Eukaryota; Metazoa; Arthropoda; Insecta; Lepidoptera; Papilionidae.
AUGGAAACCAUAAAUCCUGACUCCGAACUAGACGAAACAUGUAAUGUAAACGGUGACUGCACACUGCUUAUGAAAAAUCAAUCCAUGGACUUGAAUCAUGCCAAAAACAUCGAUGACAUAUCUACGCCUUCCGAGUUAAAAUUCGACGAAGAUUUUGAAUUCGAAGAUCCCGAUGUGACUGCAAAACGAAAGGAAAUAGAAAAAUGCCUGGAAAACCCUAACUUAGUAAAUCUAGAACAGUGGCAAAGUUUUGCAAAAAGUAAAGGAGGCUUAAUAGCAGAUGAAUAUAGAAGAAGAAUCUGGCCUAUGCUGGUGGGUGUUACACAAGAUGAGAUGACGGAUCCUCCAUCACUAGAUGAAUUAUCAACACACAUUGAAUAUAAUCAAGUGGAGUUAGAUGUGAAACGUUCUCUGAAACGGUUUCCUCCAGGUAUCCCCUAUGAACAGAGAGUUGCAUUGCAAGAUCAGUUGACUGUACUCAUACUUCGUGUAAUUAUAGAGUACCCACACUUAAAAUAUUAUCAGGGCUAUCAUGAUGUGGCGAUAACUCUGCUGCUGGUGUGCGGCGACCGGGCGUCGUUUCCUUUACUAUGUCGGUUAUCGUAUGGACCAAAGGCCCCCCUAGCGCCUUUCAUGCAGGCUACAAUGCAACCAACGCAACACCUCCUCAAUUACAUGUUGCCAGUUAUACGUCGUGCGGAUGAUAAGUUGGCGGAUUACCUAGAUAAGGCGGGAGUGGGCACGAUGUUCGCACUGCCGUGGUAUCUGACGUGGUUCGGGCACAGCCUGAACCGGUACUCGGACGUGGUGCGCCUGUACGACUACUUCCUGUGCGCGGCGCCGCUGUUCCCGGUGUACGUGACGGCGGCGCUGGUGCUGCAGCGCGCGCCGGAGGUGUUCGCUUGCGAAUGCGACAUGGCCAUGAUGCACUGCCUGCUCUCCAGGUUACCAGAUGACUUGCCUUUUGAAGAUAUCUUGGUGACAGCAAAAAAGCUUUAUGACGAAAACGAUCCAACCGAUUUGGAAGGUGAAGUCGCCGCUCUGGAGAGGAGAGAAGAGGAGGCGCGGCGGCUCGACGAGGAGCGGCUGCGGCAGCGGCGGGCGGUGCGCGCGGGCGGCGGGCGGGGUGCGGGGCGCGGCGCGGGGCGGGGCGGCGGGCGCGCGUGGCGCCUGCUGCCGCGCAGUCCGUUCGCGCGCGGCGCCGUGCUGGCCGCGGCCGCCGCGCUGCUCGCCGUCUACGCGUACUACCGCCCGGACCUCUUCACCAGAAAACGUGCGGACGGUGCGGAUUUUGAAGGGUUGUUAGAGUGA